Messenger RNA from Penicillium griseofulvum, 2826 nucleotides. RefSeq lists its product as uncharacterized. Gene Ontology annotation, cellular component: membrane. The record is from RefSeq and is a predicted model, not a curated record. Gene Ontology annotation, molecular function: transmembrane transporter activity. The transcript is spliced from 7 exons. NCBI's taxonomy places the organism in Eukaryota, Fungi, Ascomycota, Eurotiomycetes, Eurotiales, Aspergillaceae. Gene Ontology annotation, biological process: transmembrane transport. The coding region runs from base 1 to 2826 and encodes 941 amino acids.
AUGGCAGCUCUUCAUCCCUCAGCCGCGGGGAAUAAUGCAUCUUCCACCGCCUCCAGCACAUCCUCAAACCCACAAUUCACUCCAGUCUCAUAUGGCUCGGAUGAAGACCGUCCAGUGCCAGGGCCCGCAAAAUCCCCUAUAGGCCCAUUGCGACUGCAGACCAACUUCGAUGACCAUCUAGACGUUGGCGACCCUCUAUCCGAUUUCGAGAACGACGGCGACUAUAAUACCAGAGGAGAGACUGAGGGGAAGCUGCAGCGCAGUGGUUUAGGUCCGAGAUAUACAAUAGAGGAGGAGAGCGAUGUAGUGAGGAGAUUUGACCGACGGCUGGUUCCGUUUUUGGCCCUUCUCUACUUACUCUCCUUCCUGGAUCGCUCAAAUAUUGGAAAUGCAAAGAUAGCAGGACUACAAGACGAUCUACAACUUUCAUCUUCGCAAUAUGAAUGGCUACUUACUGCUUUUUACAUUACUUACAUUCUCUUCGAAUGGAUGACACUGAUGUACCGUGUUGUCCCUCCGCAUAUUUAUAUCUCUCUAUGUGUAUGUGGAUGGGGACUUGUCGCGUCAUUUCAGUGUUUAGCGACUUCUUUUGGGGGGCUGGUUGUCCUCCGAGCGUUGCUCGGAAUCACUGAGGCGGCUUUUGGACCGGGUGUUCCAUUUUACCUGUCUUUGUUCUAUCGCAGACAUGAGUUGGCUUUCCGUAAUGGACUGUUUAUCUCAGCGGCACCACUCGCGACAUCCUUUGCUAGCAGUCUGGCCUACUUGAUUGUCAGGUUCAGCAGUGAUGGUCCGAUCUCACCGUGGCGAACCCUGUUCCUCGUGGAGGGAUUCCCGAGUGUAAUUGUUGCGGUAUUUGCUUGGUUUUUGAUCCCGGACUCACCUGGCCGGGCUCGAUUCCUGAGUCGCCGACAAAGGGUGGUGGCUCAGCAGCGUCUCGAAGAGAGCACUGCCGACUACCAGCAAUCAUAUGGAAGUCGAUUUAACUGGCGAGAAAUUCUGAAAACGGCAGCGGAUCCUAAAGCUUAUAUGGCUGCCUUUAUGUUCUUCAGUUGCAACGUCGCUUUCAGCUCAAUGCCUGUCUUUUUGCCUACUAUCAUCAAAGACAUGGGAUAUUCCUCCCUACAAGCCCAAGCCCUCUCCGCACCUCCCUAUCUCGUCGCAUUUGUUGUAGUCCUCCUCACCGCAUAUGCAUCGGACCGCAGCCGCUCUCGGAGUCCAUACCUAAUAGCCCAUGCCCUCAUCUCAUCACUCGCUUACCUAGCGAUCGCGGUGACGGGUUACUUCCACUCACACCUGCCACCAUGGCUUCACAUAUCCAUACGCUACAUAUGUGUCUACCCCGCCACGGCCGGGUUCUUCUCCGCAAUUACGCUCAUCAUCACAUGGUCAAUGGAUAACCGUGUCGAAAAGGAAGGCAAGGGCGCAAGCAUUGCCAUUCUCAAUAUCAUCGGACAGUGUGGUCCCCUACUCGGGACAAGACUGUAUCCUGAGACUGAUGGGCCGUGGUAUAUUCGGGGCAUGGCUACUUGCUCCUUUUUCAUGGUUGUUGUUGCGAUCUUGGCCGUGGGACUGCGGAUUCUUCUGCAGCGGAUGAACCGGGCGACUGCGGAAACGACCUAUACUAUUGUACAGGCUGGUCCUGCUGAUCAGGGUGAAGAGCGGGAUGUGCUUAUGGCUCUAAUGGAGAAUAUUACCUAUGAAGCCAUUGUCAUAGGAGCUGGGCCCGGCGGGUUAGCUACACUUGCAGCUUUGUACGAUGCAGGACUCAAGCCAAUUUUAUGGAUUGACAGAACCUUCAAGGGAGGAAGACUCAACACUGUAUACCGAGAGAUAUCAUCUAACACAAAAAUUCGUGAUUAUUUGAAGGCGAUCUAUAGUUCUCCAGUUUGCGUUUCGAUCAUUAGAUCUAUUCGUCCCCCUAAUGCUGUGACAGAACUUGAAUCUAUGAAUAGAGACAAUACCUGCCAGCUCAGUUUCGCCGGGGAUAUGAUUUUAAUGCUCGUAAAUGGAAUGCUAGAUCGUUCUGAAGUCCAGAGCAUUGAAGGCGAAGUCGAGAGGGCUUCUUUGGAGGGAGGCAUAUGGACUGUGUCAACCUUCAACAAGAACUUCCAAACCAAUCGACUGUUUAUGUGUACCGGCUCUCAGCCCAAUAGCUCCAGUAUGCAUUAUCCAUUUAAUAAAAAUCUGACCGUACUUGAUCUGGACGAGUGUAUGCUUCGCUCUCACUUGCCAUCCGCUAUUCCAAAGGACCGUAAAUCGGUGGUGGCAGUUAUUGGAAACUCUCAUUCUGGCAUUUUGUGCUGCAAGAAUCUUUACGAAAGUGCAAAGUCGAACGAACGAGACAUCAAAAUCGUCAAUUUUUACCGCAGACCAAUCAAGUAUGCCAAGUAUGUCGACAACGGUAUUAUCUUCGAUAACACCGGACUCAAAGGCAGCACCGCAGAAUGGGCCAAGGAAGUCAUGGAAAAUGAUCCAGACCCGGAAGUCAUAGAACAAAUUGAUUUGAGCCAAAAUCAGGAUUUGGCCUUUCGAGAGCAUUUGUGUCGCUGCACCCAUAUCAUUUAUGCAAUCGGAUACGCACGUUCGCCAUUACCGGAAAUAUAUAUUGACAGACAACGUGCUGGCGAGGAGCUCAUAUUUGACAUGCAUUCAUCGGGGUUCCAUUACGGUGAUAGGGCUGAGAGAGUCCGAGGGCUUUAUGCUAACGGUAUCGCUUUUCCAGAGGAAGUGAAAGAUCCGGGAGGACAUGUAGAAGCUGCGGUGGGAGUCGCCAAAUUUUUCAACUUUGCUGAACGGAUGAAGAGGAAUUGGUUGAGUGUUGAGUGA